UCGCCUAUUGGCUGCGCGGGCCCCGCCUUCUCCCCGCCCUCCCCGCCCCGCCGCUGCCGGGAUGGCCCCGCCCCUGCCGGGAUGACCCGGGCGGUGAGUGCCAGGCCCUGGUGCUCCCGAAGCCCGCCGCGGCUGUGCAGGGAUCAGGCUUCAUGGCGGCGCGGCCGCUGUCCCGGAUGCUGCGGUGGCUCCUGGGGUCCAGCGCUCGGAGCUGCAGCUCAGGGGCUCCGGUGACGCAGCCCCGCCCCAGGGAGUCCGCGCAAGCUGCCUCGGAGGAGCUGUCCAGGCGGAGGCAGUUCCUGCGAGGGCAGGCAGCCCCCUUCUCUGCCAUCCUCACAGACAGCUUCGGCCGGCAGCACAGCUACCUUCGGAUCUCCCUCACGGAGAAGUGCAACCUCAGAUGUCAGUACUGCAUGCCCGAGGAGGGAGUCCAGCUCACCCCCAAGGCCAACCUGCUGACCACAGAGGAGAUCCUGACCCUCGCCCGGCUCUUUGUGAAGGAAGGCGUCGACAAGAUCCGGCUCACGGGUGGAGAGCCGCUCAUCAGGCCAGAUGUGGUGGACAUUGUGGCCCAGCUCCAGCAGCUGGAAGGGCUGAGGACCAUUGGUGUCACCACCAAUGGCAUCAACCUGGCCCGGAUGCUGCCCCAGCUUCAGAAGGUUGGUCUUAGCGCCAUCAAUAUCAGCCUGGACACCCUGGUGCCUGCCAAAUUUGAGUUCAUCGUCCGCAGGAAAGGCUUCCACAAGGUCAUGGAGGGCAUCCACAAGGCCAUCGAGCUGGGCUACAACCCUGUGAAGGUGAACUGUGUGGUGAUGCGAGGCCUUAACGAGGAUGAACUCCUGGACUUUGCGGCCUUGACCGAGGGCCUCCCCCUGGACGUGCGCUUCAUAGAGUACAUGCCCUUUGAUGGCAACAAGUGGAACUUCAAGAAGAUGGUCAGCUAUAAGGAGAUGCUGGACACUGUCCGGCAGCAGUGGCCAGAGCUGGAGAAGCUGCCAGAGGAGGAGUCCAGCACAGCCAAGGCCUUUAAAAUCCCUGGCUUCCAAGGCCAGAUCAGCUUCAUCACGUCCAUGUCUGAGCAUUUCUGUGGGACCUGCAACCGCCUGCGAAUCACAGCUGAUGGGAACCUCAAGGUCUGCCUCUUUGGAAACUCUGAGGUAUCUCUGCGGGAUCACCUGCGAGCUGGGGCCUCUGAGCAGGAGCUGUUGAGAAUCAUCGGGGCUGCUGUGGGCAGGAAGAAGCGGCAGCAUGCAGGCAUGUUCAGUAUUUCCCAGAUGAAGAACCGGCCCAUGAUCCUCAUCGGUGGGUGACCCAUCAAGCUAUUUUUGAUGUUCCGUGAUUCCCCACCAGCCAAUCCAAGCAUUUCCUCCUGGGAUGCCCUCCAUGUUGAGGGUCUAAGAUCCAGAAUGAGUUUCUCCAGCCAGAUGGCCACUUUAUGGAAAGGAUACAGGGUCCCCCAGACCCCUCCUCUAGCCCAGCAGCAGCUGGGGUCUGGCUCCUUUCAGAGACACUACACUUCCCAUGCAGACUCAGAUGCCAACUCAAAGUGCCUUAGCCCAGGUUCCUGGGCUUCUGCUGCCCCCUCAGGACCCCAGCUAACCUCAGAACAACUAACUCAUGUGGACUCGGAAGGACGGGCAGCAAUGGUAGACGUGGGCAGGAAGCCAGACACAGAACGGGUGGCUGUGGCCUCAGCCGUGGUCCUCCUGGGGCCUGUAGCCUUCAAGCUUGUCCAGCAGAACCAGCUCAAGAAAGGAGAUGCCCUGGUGGUGGCCCAGCUGGCUGGAGUCCAGGCAGCCAAGCUGACCAGCCAGCUGAUCCCUCUGUGCCACCACGUGGCCCUGAGCCACGCCCAGGUGCAGCUGGAGCUGGACAGCACACGCCAUGCCGUGGAGAUCCGGGCAUCUUGCCGGGCUCGGGGCCCCACCGGGGUGGAGAUGGAGGCCCUGACCUCUGCUGCAGUGGCCGCCCUCACCCUGUACGACAUGUGCAAGGCUGUCAGCAGGGACAUCGUGUUGGAGGAGAUCAAGCUCAUUAGCAAGACUGGUGGCCAGCGCGGGGACUUCCAUCGGGCUUAGCUCCUUCCUGCCAUUCUCACCCAUGGCCCAGCCAGGCCUGGAGAUGGGAUGCAAUUUGGGCUGAGGGAAAGAGGUCAGGUUCCUUUAAUCACGGUCACUGUUUACCUUGAGCAGUAAACCCGAAGAGAGCCUGCUGUACUACUAGGCCUGCUGCUAGAUGAUCUCUAAUGAUCAAUGGAGCUUCCUUUCUUUAGGGAAGAUACCAGCAGGCCCUCAAGCCUUCCGGGACAGACACUAAGGUCAUGGGAGCGGGACUGCAGCCAGCAAUGCUAGGUAACUGAGAAAUCAUGUUCUUUGUGGACUAUUGCAGACCACCAGUUUCAGACAGUCCAGCCCAGAACUUUUCCUUCUCAUUUUGGGUUUUCUCUUCUCCUGCCCUCCUGGGGAGAGAUUAAGGGCUCAUUAAGCAGAGGAGCCCACUUUGAGGAGAGCAGAGCACAAGCUUGACUGAGUAAUGCAUCCCAGCUUCUCCCCAGCAGCUCUGCCUCCCUCAGUCCGUGAAGCCGCAGCCCUGUCCUGCCCUGACUUCAUCUCUCCUUCUGCCCAAGUCUGCGUCCCUUCAAACUUGCAGGCUUUCAGCUUAACCGCUGCCCAGUCUUGCUGGCCCCCUUUCCUCAGGACCCCUCCUCUGAAACAGGAUAUGCACACAUGGGUCACAGCCCUAAGGACUCCUGAUGGACCACGCAGCCCACACCUGGCCCUGCUCAUGGCUGUUUCACCCACCCCUCUUGAUUCUGGAGCAUAUCAGGGAAAGAAGACGACGAUAGAUUGCCUUCACCCUCACAGCGCACAAAUAAAGCUAUGAUGCCAACUUUGCA
Messenger RNA from Cebus imitator (Panamanian white-faced capuchin), 2896 nucleotides. It is a transcript of the gene MOCS1, whose product is annotated as molybdenum cofactor synthesis 1. The transcript is spliced from 11 exons. Gene Ontology annotation, biological process: Mo-molybdopterin cofactor biosynthetic process. Gene Ontology annotation, molecular function: 4 iron, 4 sulfur cluster binding; GTP 3',8'-cyclase activity; cyclic pyranopterin monophosphate synthase activity. The record is from RefSeq and is a predicted model, not a curated record. NCBI's taxonomy places the organism in Eukaryota, Metazoa, Chordata, Mammalia, Primates, Cebidae. Bases 153 to 1310 code for a protein of 385 amino acids.